AUGAUUAUGAUGAGGAUAAUGAAGAGUACUGUUGGCGUCUGUUUCUUGUUUUUCCUUUUAUUGGAAGCCAUUCGCUGUGAAGGCUGUUGGAAGGAAGAGAGAGAUGCUCUUUUCGGCCUUGAUUCCCGCUUAGAGGAUCAUUACUUCCCCUGGAACGGCCCAGAUUGUUGUCAAUGGGAAGGAGUCAUGUGCAACUCCUCCACUGGGAGAGUGGCCCAACUCAGUUUGCGGUUCAGAUGGGCAAACAAACUAUAUAUUAAUUACUCGGAUUUUGUUGUCUUCAAAGAUUUGAAGAACCUCGACUUGUCAUUCAAUGGCAUAUCCGGUUGUGCAGGGACUGAAGCGCCGCUCCAAAAUCUGGAAGUCCUUGACUUGAGCAGCAACGAUUUGGAUAAUGCUGCCAUUCUAUCUUGUUUGGAUGGCCUUUCAUCUCUUAAGUCUCUGUAUUUAAGAGAUAGUAGGUUCAAUGCAUCCUCAUUUCACGUUUUUGAAACUCUGUCAUCAAAGUUGCGUAAUCUGAAGGUCCUUGACAUAAGUUUUAACCCUUUGACAAAUGACAUCCUGUCAUCCCUCGGGGGAUUCACAUCUUUGAAGGAACUACAUCUGGCUGGUAUUGAUUUGGACUCAGAUCUUCAUAUUCAAGGUUUAUGUUCAUCAUUGAGGAAUCUUGAGAUCCUUGACUUAUCCAGGAACAAUUUCAAUAAUACUGAUAUUACUUCUGUCCAUAGUGGACUUUCAUCUCUCAAGUCUUUAGAUUUAUCAAAUUGUCAAUUGAUUUCAAGAUCAAUUUUUAGUUUAUGUUCAUCAUUAAGGAAUCUUGAGAUCCUUGACUUGUCCGAUAACAAUUUCAAUAAUAGUGAUAUUAUUUCUGUUCUUAGUGGACUUUCAUCCCUCAAAUCUUUAGAUUUAUCAAAUUGUCAAUUGACUUCAAGAUCAAUUUUUAGUACGUCAAAUACAUUUUAUAUUAGAAAUUUUCAUGAUUUAUUUCGGUUGAAAAAUAUAUUUAACUGCUAUAAUUAUGUAUAUUUAGAUAUAUCAAGAUUUACUUCAUUGAAGAUCCUCGACUUAUCUCAUAACUGGUUGGAUGAGAGUAUUCAGUGGCAUCAAGAUUUUCAUGAUUUAAGUAACCUAGAACAUUUGAUAUUGGACUACAAUAACCUGGAAAAUGAGUUUUUAAAAAAUAUCGGGGAAUUGACAUCUUUAAAAGUUUUGUCUCUUCAACAAUGUGAUAUAAAUGGCACCCUUCCUCCCACGGAUUGGUUUAAGCUAAAGAAGUUGGAGGAGUUAUAUCUAUCCAGAAACGAAUUUGAGGGACCACUUCCCUCAUCUUUUGUUAACAUGACAUCUCUACGGAAUUUGGAAAUUUCUGGAAAUCACUUCAUUGGAAAUUUUGAUUCUAACCUUGCAAGCCUUACAUCACUUGAAUAUUUUGAUUUCACGGGAAACCAAUUUGAAGUUCCUGUGUCUUUCACUCCAUUUGCCAAUCUUUCAAAGAUCAAGUUCAUCUAUGGUGAAGGAAACAGAGUCGUAUUGGACUCACAACAUAGUUUGCAAACAUGGAUUCCAAAAUUUAAGUUACAAAAGCUUAUUGUGUCUUCGACAACUGAGACUAAAUCUCUUCCUCUCCCAAAUUUUCUUCUUUACCAAAACAAUUUAACCUAUAUAGAUUUGAGUGGUUGGAAGUUGGAAGGAGACUUUCCUCAUUGGUUGUUGGAAAACAACACAAAAAUGACCGAUGCUCUAUUUAGGAAUUGUUCUUUCACUGGUACUUUCCAGCUACCAAUGAGCCCCCUUCCUAACAUACAAACAAUUGACGUGUCGGACAAUACCGUAUAUGGCCAAAUUCCUAGCAACAAUAUCAGUUCAAUUUAUCCAAAUUUGCAAUAUCUAAACUUGUCUGGGAACAACAUCCAAGGAUCAAUUCCUAGUGAGUUAGGCCAAAUGAGCUUAUUGUAUUUAUUGGAUCUUUCCGAGAACCAAUUGUCUGGAAAAAUACCUGAGAACAUAUUAGCAGAUGGACACCCACUCCAAUUCUUGAAACUUUCAAACAAUAUGCUUGAGGGACCUAUUUUGAAUAUCCCUAAUGGUUUGGAGACCUUGAUAUUGAGCCAUAAUAGAUUUACUGGUAGACUCCCAAGCAACAUUUUUAACUCAUCAGUCGUUUUAUUGGAUGUAAGCAAUAAUCAUUUGGUGGGAAAGCUUCCAAGUUAUGUAGAAAAAUUCUCAAGGUUGCAGGGGCUUUAUAUGUCCAAUAACCAUUUUGAAGGAUCCAUUCCAAUAGAAUUGGCAGAACCUGAAAAUCUAAGUCAUUUAGAUCUCUCCCAAAAUAAUUUGACUGGUCAUGUUCCAUCAUUUGCAAAUUCUAACUUGCAAUUUAUCCAUUUGAACAACAAUCAUUUAAGUGGAUUGUCAAAAAGAAUGUUCAAUGAAAACUCUUCUUUAGUGAUGCUAGACCUUAGCUACAAUGAAAUAUCAAGCAAGAUUCAAGAUAUGAUACAAGACCUUAGUUAUACAAGGUUGAAUUUUCUCCUUUUGAAAGGUAAUCACUUUAUUGGAGAUAUACCAAAGCAGUUAUGCCAAUUGACAGAUUUAAGCAUACUAGACCUUUCUCAUAACAAUUUUUCUGGUGCAAUACCCAAUUGCUUGGGUAAAAUGCCUUUUGAGGUUAAGGACCCUGCCGAAUUGUUGCAAGAUUUUUAUCAUUUGAUUCCUGAACCUGAUAACAGAGAUGGAACUGAAAGAUAUGAACUACCAAAUGUUCAAGAGAAAUCCAAUUUCACUGCAAAGAAAAGAACAGACACUUACAUGGGGAGCAUCCUUGUUUAUAUGUCAGGAAUUGACUUAUCCCACAACAAAUUGAAGGGAAAUAUCCCAUCUGAGCUUGGAAACUUGACAAAAAUUCGUACAUUGAACUUAUCCCACAAUGAUUUAACUGGGCAAAUUCCAGCUACAUUCUCCCAUUUGGUACAAACAGAGAGUUUGGAUCUUUCUUUUAACAUGUUGAACGGUCGAAUUCCUCCUCAACUGACCACGUUAACCUCACUUGAAGUAUUUAGUGUGGCACACAAUAACUUAUCAUGUCCAACACCUGAAUUUAAAGAACAAUUUUCCACAUUUGAUGAAAGCAGCUAUGAGGGUAACCCGUUGCUUUGUGGACUUCCACUGCCAAAGAGUUGCAACCCUCCACCUAUUGUUAUACCAAAUGACUCUGACACUGAUGAACACUAUGAUAGUUUGGUGGACAUGAAUUUUUUUUGUGUGAGCUUUGUCGUGUCAUACACAUCAGCAUUGUUGGUGAUUGCAACAGCUUUAUACAUCAAUCCUUACUGGAGGCAGGCAUGGUUUUACUACAUGGAAUUGGUGAGCAUGAAUUGCUACUACUUUAUCAUGGAUAAUUGUAGCAAGGUUUUCAAAAUUUGAAAUAUGUAAUAUAUUAAGUUGUAUAUCUAGAAUGAGUUGCAUGUUUGUUUGCUCUAAGUUUGAUACAAUAUAAUAAAGGUCACAUAUAUGCCGUAUGAAAAUAAUAUGAAUUGUAGGACAUUGAACAUGUUCAUCAAUGUUGUUAUAUCACACCAGAAAGGCCUUCUUUAGCAAUUAGUAGAGCUU
Molecule: messenger RNA, 3606 nt
Organism: Glycine soja
Lineage: Eukaryota; Viridiplantae; Streptophyta; Magnoliopsida; Fabales; Fabaceae
Product: receptor-like protein 15
Exons: 7
Coding region: 1-3420 (1139 amino acids)
Molecular function (GO): protein binding
Source: RefSeq, a predicted model, not a curated record